AUGCCUUCCGUGGCGCAGAAAAAGACCUCAUUUGAGGAACUUUCUGCCUAUUUUCCCUUGACAUUUCCUACCCCGUCACCUACAACCCAUCCCGACCUCAUUUCAACACAAGACCUCCAUCGAGAAGAAGAUUUGUUACGAAAUCCAGAUUCGUUUCGAGCAUGGUGGUCAGCUAUCAAUGGCAUGCGCGAGAACUACACAGCACUGCAGAAAACAGAGGCGAAUAUGUCGAAGUUUCCUGAAAACGUCCUUACCGUUCUUGGACCUCUCACAACACCCCUCGCGCGUCAGACACUUCAGCGUUUGACAUAUACGUACGAAGCAGCACUAAUACAAUUUCCGAACUCUUUUAAACUAUGGAAAUCAUAUCUUAAUAUGCGCAUGUCUUUUGUACUAGGGAAACCUGUCGUCAAGAAAAAGGCUGGGGGUAAGAAAAAGUUCCCCGAGAUGAAGGACGCUUUGGAGGAAGCUGCUGAGGACUUGCAGGAGUGGGAGUCCUCUUUAGACCCUAUUGUUGGAUGGGAGGAGUGGAAAGCUCUCAUCGCUACUUUUGAACGCUCUCUAAUGUGGCUGCCCAAGCUUCCGCGUUUAUGGCUCAUGUACAUCUCAAUAUUCUAUCACCCCCGAUGUCCUUCAAUCCUAUCAUACACCCAUGCUCGAAGAACGUUCGAUCGCGCUUUGAGGACGCUCCCUCCUUCACUUCACGCACGCAUAUGGACCCAGUAUCUUUUAUGGGCAGAAAAGAAAGGUGGCGAAGUGACGGUUGUGGUGUACAGACGCUACCUCACAGUGGAUCCUUCACUGACCGAACGUUUUACGGGUUUGUUGUUAUCACCUGCUAAUUCUGCACCUCGUCCUUUGGAAGCCGCGAAACUGCUCCUCUCCUUAGCUAGAAAGGCUGCCAGAGGAGAGUAUAUUAGCCCGGAAGGCAAGAGCCCGUACCAGCUCUUGGAAGAUUGGAUAAAUGUCGUUGAAAAUUUCUCUGAAGAGGUUGGCUUGGAUGUUGAUGACACUGACGACUCCAAUAAAGCGGUAGCUGAGGCUGAGGUUGCAGAAAUCGAAGCAUCGAAAACAGAUUCGUCAACGCCUUCUGCUGCUUCCACAUCUGGGCCACUCAUCCGUAUGGCAGGUCCUGCUAUUCCUGUGACAGCUGAUGGAAAGCCGACUGCACCUUAUUCUGAAGACGAAGACCCUGCCAGUCCACGGAAACUCAACAUUGAGCAUAUCAUCCGAAAGGAUGGCUUGGCUGUAUACAAAGAUCAAGCUGGACGUUUAUGGACUGGUCUGGCCACCUAUUGGAUUAGACGUGCUGAAUUAGACCGGGCCAGGGAUAUAUUUGAACAGGGCAUGAAGAAUGUUUUAACCAGCCGCGACUUCACGCAAAUCUUUGACAAUUACGCAGAAUUCCUAGAAGCUAUCCUCGAUAAUAUCAUCAAAAGCCAGGAAGUUGGUGAAAUCGAUGAAGAAGACACUGAGGAUGUGGACGCAGAGAUGGAUCGACGAAUGAAGGAACUUGACGAUUUGACAGAUCGCCGACCUUUCCUAUAUAACGAUGUCAUGAUCCGCAGAAAUCCCAAUGAUGUGCAAGAAUGGGAAAAACGAGUGGCUUUAUGGGGAGAAAAUGAUGAAGAGGUGAUCAAAACCUACACCAAGGCUCUUGAAACUAUCAACCCUCGAAAAGCAACUUCUAACCUUCACCGAUUAUACAUUCAUUUUGCCAAAUUUUAUGAGGAGGGCGGCGCAUCUGGCGAAGCCGAACCAGAUCUUAAUAGUGCACGCAAGAUUUUGGAGAAGGCAACCAAGGUUAACUUCAAACUCGUUGAAGAUUUGGCCGAGAUAUGGUGUGAGUGGUCGGAGAUGGAAUUGCGCCAUGAAAACUAUGAUGAAGCAAUUCGCGUUAUGCAAAGGGCCACCGCCAUCCCUAAGAAUGUUAAAAUCAAUUAUCAUGAUCACUCACUUUCGGCGCAAGCACGUCUAUUCAAAUCAUUGAAACUUUGGUCGUUUUAUGUAGAUCUUGAAGAAUCAUAUGGUACUAUUCAAACGACGAAAGCUGCUUACGAUAAGAUACUGGAGCUACGUAUUGCAAACGCGCAGAUCAUUGUCAACUACGCAGCAUUUCUGGAGGACAAUGAAUACUUUGAGGACAGCUUCAAGGUCUAUGAGCGUGGUGUUGAACUUUUUACGUUCCCUGUCUCGUUCGAAAUUUGGAAUAUCUAUCUUUCCAAAUUUGUUAAGAGAUACGGCGGAACUAAACUAGAACGAGCCCGCGAUCUCUUUGAACAAGCUCUGGAGAAAUGCCCUCCGAAAUCAUGCAAACCCCUCUUCCUCAUGUAUGCACAGUUGGAAGAAGAUUUCGGUCUUGCUAAGCGUUCUAUGUCAAUUUAUGAACGAGCUACCCAAGCUGUCGCUGAUGAAGAUAAAUUUGAGAUGUUCUCUAUCUACAUCGCAAAGGCAACUGCCAACUUUGGCCUUCCCGCCACUAGACCAAUCUACGAGAGGGCAUUGGAAGUACUUCCUGACCGGCAAACUGCCGAAAUGUGCCUGCGCUUCGCUGCCCUCGAGCGCAAGCUUGGCGAAAUCGACAGGGCGCGUGCCAUUUAUGCGCACGCCUCCCAAUUCUGCGAUCCUCGUGUCAACCCACAUUUUUGGAGCGAGUGGAAUACCUUCGAGAUCGAGACCGGAUCGGAAGAUACUUUCAGAGAGAUGUUGCGCAUCAAGCGCAGUGUCCAGGCUCAGUUCAAUACGGAGGCGAGCUACCUGUCAGCACAAACCAUCGGCGCCAGAAGCGGUGCAAAAAACACAGAGGAAAGCGGCGCCUCUCAGGACGCUAUGGCGGCUGCCGAUAAACAGGCACGCAACGGCCCAGCCUUCGUUGCUGCUAAGAAGUCGGUCGCCGUCCCGGAGGAAGGUGCGGAGUCUGCACCUGCUCCCGCUCCUCAGGCGAAAAACGACGAGGAGAUCCAAAUUUCUGACGACGAGGAUAUAUAG
Molecule: messenger RNA, 2988 nt
Organism: Psilocybe cubensis
Lineage: Eukaryota; Fungi; Basidiomycota; Agaricomycetes; Agaricales; Agrocybaceae
Exons: 9
Coding region: 1-2988 (995 amino acids)
Biological process (GO): mRNA splicing, via spliceosome; generation of catalytic spliceosome for first transesterification step
Cellular component (GO): Prp19 complex; post-mRNA release spliceosomal complex; U2-type catalytic step 2 spliceosome
Molecular function (GO): protein binding
Source: RefSeq, a predicted model, not a curated record